UUUUCCAGAAGAAUGAAUACCAGCACACAGGCUGUGGUAUCUGGGGAAGAUUCACAAUCAGAAUCCCAAACCAAACUUACAAACUUCUGGACAAAUAAAACUAGCAGCAUCAAUAAAAUCGGAAUGACUCAUUUCAAAACACAGGAACUGCCGCUAGCACGAAUAAAGAAGAUUAUGAAACUAGAUGAAGAUGUUAAAAUGAUCAGUGCGGAAGCCCCUGUACUCUUCUCUAAAGCAGCUGAGAUAUUCAUAAGUGAGCUGUCACUACGUGCCUGGCUCCAUACAGAAGAAAACAAAAGAAGAACCUUACAAAGAAAUGAUAUAGCAAUGGCAAUUUCCAAGUAUGAUCAAUUUGAUUUCCUAAUUGACAUAGUUCCAAGGGAUGAACUGAAACCAACAAAACGACAGGAAACACAUGUGCAACAGACAGGUAUGUUGCCUGAUCAGGUGCAAUACUACUUCCAACUUGCCCAGAACCAGGCAGUUCAGCAGCUAAGGCAGGGUACACAGCAACAACAACAACAGCCUCAGCAACAACAGCAGCAACAAGCUCAGACUAUACAGGUUGCUAAUGUGACACAGGGUCAACAGUUCAUUAGCAUACCAUCAGGUGUUCAAGUGCAGACAGGCGCAGCUCAACAGCUCCAGCAAAUUGUCAACCAGUCACAGGCUCAACAGCAGGUUCAGGCCGGUGGUGACAGCCAAACAACUCAGCUUGUUCAAGCAGAUGGAACAACGGCGCAAAUGAUACAGACAGCCGACGGACAGCCGGCCCAGCUGGUCCAAGCUGGCGGUCAGACCAUCCAGCUUCAAGAUGGCUCACAGAAUGCACAGAUUGUAAGCAAUACCGGGGAAGUUCAGGUUUUUGGCGGUCAGCAGAUUCAAUACCUGAGACAGGGACAAUUUGUCACAGCUGAAAUAUCCGGCUCACAGCCUGUAUUCCAAAUUCAGCAACUACCAAUACAAACUCAAGCUGGUACUACACAACAGGUUUUCCUGCAGCCGACAACAACAGAUAGCAGCGGGGAGACGGUCCAGGUAACGCAGUGAUCCACCAUUCCUGCACUGUUCACCAAUCAGAAAAAGGUACCGAGUCCAUCAUGUAAUCCCCAUUUGUGGACAUUAUACACUUGGCUGUAUUUGUGUAAACUAAAAUAUUGGUGUCUAUAAAUUUCUGCAGAACACAGUCUGAAAAUAGACAUCCUUGAAAAAGAUGAUGGAUUCAGGAGCCAUUUUCCCAAAAUUUAUUAAACCAUCCAAAAAAAAUUAGAUGGUUAAGAAAGCUGAUUAUAAACGCUAAUGUGGAAAAAUAUUUAUAUCUAAAGUUUUUAUACAUUUUAUUGACAUCAAAAGUAACUGUUAAAGGUGCUCUGUGUUGUAAAAAAUAAAGAUUUUUCCAGACUAUCAAAUUUUAUUUGAUAAUAAAAACAUGUGACACGCCUAAAUAUGGUCAUGAUGUGAUAUAUAGGCACAUCAUGUCUAUAUAUGGGCAUACAACAGUUUUUGGCAAAGUAAUUUUGAUAGUGUGGAGAGAGCUUUGAGAUUAUUGCAUUUGUUGUGUGGUUGUUGGACUGGUUCUAAAUAGGAUGAACAAUUAACUUUUCAAAAAUAGGUUUAAUGGAUGUGAUGUUUAUGUAAAUACAAAACAUGAGCGCAGUAUUCAGGACAUCAGCUCUUUAUUAAAAAUGUUUGUGAAGCAUGCGUGCCUGAAAUUGAUGUUCUUCACUUUUGAUCUUGGAAUAAGAACAAAUUUUCAGACAAAAGAAACUUCGGCUAUAUAGCCCUUUGUCGUGUCGAUCAUCUGUAGAAAGUAACGUUACAGUAUAUCUAAGGCUGAAGCAUGUUUAAAAGGCACACUUCGGUUUUCCGACCUAUUUUUAUGCCCACCCCUGCCUUUUCCGUAUCUUUCCUCUUAUACCAUAUCCCAUCCUACAGUAGUCUUUCAUAUCCCGUCUUCUACUUCUAUGUACUCCUUUCUUCACCCCCAGGAUCAAUUUUGUGACCUGUAUUCCUCCUUCUCUCACCUAUCUCACUUCUCUAAUCCUUAUAAUAUAUUGCUUAUACAGUAUUUGCAUGGCAUUGAUUUUACCAGUCACUGUCAUGACAUAUACCUGCCCCCUCUAAACAAUCAGCAUUUCAAAUAUAUUUGGCUUGUUAUUUACAUACUGUAAAAUUGUUCGAUACAGCAUCUGGGCGUUUUCAAUAAGCCCUUAAAAUCAUAUGGCAAGGCAUAAAAUCCAAACUAUUAAACAGCACCUACAUUUGCAAUCAGACUGAAUAUUGGACAAGUUGUGCAAAAAAUAAAAUUUCUUCACAUGACCAUAUUUGGCAUGGCAUGCAAUGAAACACAGCAAACAUUAAAUAUGUAAUUUUUAGGCUUUGUCCAGCUUUAACAAACUUUCUGACAAAAAACUGUUGUAUGCCAAUAUAUAGUCAUGAUUUGCCUAUAUAUGGUCAUAAUGAGAUGUCAUCAUGACCAUAUAUAGGCAUGUCAUAUGUAGUUUAAUAGUCCUGACAGGGCUAUGGAUCAAUACUGUACAUAUCUAUGUCUUGUCAGAGCUGGUAGCUGAGAGUUAUUAUUCAAUUUACAAAACAAUGAAUUACUUUGCCUAUUAGAAAAUGUGCAGUAUUGCCUUUUGCAAACGGCCUUUAAUACAGUAUUAGUAUAUUAAUGGGCAGACAAGGUGUAAAUAUAUAAAAUGUGUUUUAAUGUACACAAAAAGGACCUUUCAGCUAUUAGCCUCGCCCCUUGGAUAUUGUUGUUAAGAUCCCACAAAACGACUCACAAACAUGUGCCUUUGUGGGAAAACGUGUGCUUGUUAAACACGCGCAUAUUCUUGACCCCUUUCUAAUUGGUCCGUUGUUGAGUUUGAUUGACUGUACGGAAAGGUUCGUUGAUUGUUUUCCACAUCAAUGGAACAUUUUAGUGGUUCUCUCACAAGUUGGCAUUUAGAUACAGUAGUAAAUUUGUCAAGCAAAGCAUGAUGUGUGGAACAGUGCUAAGUCUUUGAACUUACUGCCAAAUGGGUGUGGUUUAAAAUUGAUCAUUGUGUUUGUGUCUGUAGCAUAGACCUUUAAUAAUAGGAGUAUAAUGGUUGAAUGUGAAUACUGUAUUUUGAACAGGGGCAGUGGAACCAGUACGGCAGGUACGGCGACCGCUGAACCAAUAUUUUGACAAUUAAUGAGCUAUUUCCAAGCAUCUAGACAUGUAAAUGUUACAAAAUUUCCUACUGAGGUUAUUGGAGACUCUCACGCUGUACGAAUCAUUAAAUGCUUCCUGCCGCCCUGUUGAAAAUGACAGUGUGCUCUGUACUCAGUUAUAUUUAUGACUAGGGGAGGUUUCACAUUGUGUAUGAUUGCCUUGGUAUCCAAUUUCCAGGUUAAUGUCUGUUCACACUGUCACAGUUUUUUUUUUUUUUUUUUUUACAGAACAGUAUGAUUUGUCCAUAAGUAAUAAUAAUAGACAUGGUGAUGUCAUAUUACUGCCCUGAGUAAAUCAGAUAUAUAUACUGUAACAGAAUCUUGAUAAAGUGAACGCGGCUUUAACAUAAUUGUAUAAAGAAGUUGAGUAUCGUGUACAAGUCCCAUUUAACAUAAGCUCUAAUGGAAAUUAAUUUUAUAUGGCAGUAUUCUGUACAUCAUGUCCAACCAUUGAUGGAAUGCUCCAUUUUCAGCAGGCAUUAGUGAAGUUUUGCAAUGUUGUGAUAUUUAAUACAGUUUUGCUCAUCUUAUUUUUUUUUUCUGAUCCCAUCAUCUGUAAAUGUGUAUCAGGUUUUUACAAGAAUCAUCAAUCAGAUUUGAAAGUAGAAAACAUGGACUGAAUAACUCCUGUAACCAUAAAAGAUGUUUACAGCUGUUUAAUAAUAAUAGAAUGUACAGUAUUGUAUUCUAAAUCGUUUUGCAAAUCCUAAUUAAAUAUAACAAAAACUAAGAUGUAAUAUAUUUUACCCUAUAUAUUAUAUAUGUGGCAAAGACAAGCCAAACCAGUCACUCGUCGCAAAUCCUGUUUUGGAGAUAAUGGCCAAAACAUG
Anneissia japonica is the source of this 4031-nucleotide messenger RNA. Its product is annotated as nuclear transcription factor Y subunit gamma-like. The transcript has 9 exons. Lineage: Eukaryota; Metazoa; Echinodermata; Crinoidea; Comatulida; Comatulidae. The coding region runs from base 13 to 1050 and encodes 345 amino acids. The record is from RefSeq and is a predicted model, not a curated record. Gene Ontology annotation, cellular component: CCAAT-binding factor complex; nucleus. Gene Ontology annotation, molecular function: DNA binding; protein heterodimerization activity; DNA-binding transcription activator activity, RNA polymerase II-specific. Gene Ontology annotation, biological process: regulation of DNA-templated transcription.